UUUAAAGUCAGUUAGAUGAUAUUGUUGAAGAAAUAUUGUGUUGAGUUCUCCAGAUUUUUAAUGAAUUUUCUCAGAGAAAAACUAAUUUUUCUGUCAUUUUUGUCGACAGGAUUAAAUGGAGUUCGUAGUGCCGGGUCUCUGCUGUCAAAACCAGCCGUAAGGACGAUCUACAACAAUGGCUUCCGGAUGACUGAAGGCGCAAAUGUAGAAUCCUGGAUUCUGCGAAUUAUGGAUGGGGACACUUUUGCUUGUGGGGCGGCCUAUUACAGCCCGCGUAUCGCACUGACCUCUGCUAACUGCAUUCACAGUCACCGAAGAAGGCUGUCCGAACUCAGCCUCAUGUUUUUGUCGCCGCACGAGAAGGAUCCGGUGGAUGAAGUGCGGAUCUUAACCGUAUAUGUGUCACAGGAUUGGCGCUGGACGAAAAACUACAUGGAUAUUGCGGUGGUGAAGCUAAGAAACCCUCUGCGUAACCAUUUCAAAAACUUCGUGAAACUCUGCCGCAAGCCGUUGAGCUCCCAUAAUCGCCUCACGAUUGUUGGCUGUGGCGUUGGACAGGACGAUGAGAUGCGCAGCGAACAAGUCGAAGUCCUUGGAAGAAUGCAGUGUGAGGAUCGGUAUGGUAACUAUAUCCUUGGAGAGACUCUAGCAUGCGCCCGAGAGUUUAUCCAAAGUCCAAGGUGCAUGUUUGAUGCUGGUUGCCCGGUAACUUCUAACUCUCAACUCUGCGGAAUUGUGGCCGCAGGACCGGCUUGUGAGUCAGGACUGCCCGGACUCUUUACGGAUGUCUAUGCGGUCAGGAGAUUUAUCUCAAAGGCAGUUCAUGGGAGAAAAUUUCGCAGUAGAAAUAUCGGGUCCUGGCUUGCAAUAUAAGAUAUAAUAUAAUAUAAUAUAAGAUAUAAACAGUCAAUUUUUAUU
This is a messenger RNA of Drosophila ananassae, 918 nucleotides long. Its product is annotated as seminase. The coding region runs from base 16 to 873 and encodes 285 amino acids. The transcript has a single exon. Gene Ontology annotation, biological process: proteolysis. The record is from RefSeq and is a predicted model, not a curated record. Lineage: Eukaryota; Metazoa; Arthropoda; Insecta; Diptera; Drosophilidae. Gene Ontology annotation, molecular function: serine-type endopeptidase activity.